CGACCUUUGACCGCACCAUUCACCUGCAGCUUCGGUAGAUUCGAUCCUAGCGCCCCGAUACCGAAACGCCCUCUACAACUCUCGGUCGACUUCCUCUGGUCCGCAGCUCGACUCGGACUGCUCGACUUUGCGAUUGAGAGUGCCAGUCUCGUCCGUGGAGAAGUCUAGCCCUUCAGUCCAUACAAGUCCGACCUUUCAAGUCCAUCGACGCACAAAUCUCGAGUUCCAAAUCCCCUCGCCGCGACUCAGCCACCAUGGCCGAGCAGCGAUCGGGUGAGAACGCCAAAGAUGCGACUCAAAGCUUCUCCAAGGAAGAACAGAACCCACUGGGAACUGACACGAACGACAAGUCCAAGCCGGGUAUCACGUUCGCCGCGCAGGAUAAGCUGCCGAAGCUUCCCAUCCCGGAUCUGGAGCAGACUUGCAAGAGGUACUUGGCCUCUCUCGAUCCUCUGCAGACUGCCCGCGAGCAUCAUGAUAGUGAGAGGGCUAUCAACGAGUUCCUUGAGGGGGAAGGUCCUGAGCUACAGGCUAAGCUCAAGGCGUAUUCGGAGGGAAAGACCAGCUAUAUCGAGCAGUUUUGGUACGACUCUUACCUCAACUUCGACAAUCCGGUCGUGCUCAAUUUGAACCCCUUCUUCUUGCUCGAAGAUGAUCCCACCCCAGCUCGUAACAACCAAGUCACUCGUGCUGCCUCUCUGGCUACCUCAGCCUUAUCUUUCGUUCGUGCUGUCCGCAAGGAAGAACUCCCACCAGACAUGAUCCGAGGCACGCCCAUGGACAUGUACCAAUACUCUCGCAUCUUUGGUACAGCUCGCAUCCCAACCGAAAGCGGCUGUCAUAUCGGACAGGAUCCCGGUGCCAAGCAUAUUGUAGUUCUCUGCCGCGGACAAUUCUACUGGUUCGAUGUACUCGACGACAACCACGACCUCAUCAUGACCGAGAAGGAUCUCAGUCUGAACUUGCAAGUCAUCAACAAUGACGCCGAGCAGAUCCCAAUCGGGGAAGCGGCCAAAGGAGCCGUCGGUGUCCUCAGCACUGAAAACCGCAAAAUUUGGUCCAGCUUGCGCGAGCUCAUUAGUAAGGACGAGGGCUCCAACAACAGCGACUGUCUCAACAUCGUCGACUCUGCCUUGUUCAUCCUCUGUCUGGACUACACCGAGCCCACUGCCAGCGCCGAUCUCUGCAUGAACAUGCUCUGCGGUACAUCCGAAAUCGAACGUGGCGUCCAAGUCGGCACCUGCACCAACCGCUGGUACGACAAACUCCAAAUCAUCGUCUGCAAAAACGGCAGUGCAGGAAUCAACUUCGAACACACCGGUGUCGACGGCCACACCGUCCUCCGCUUCGCCUCGGACAUCUACACCGAUACGAUCCUCCGCUUCGCCCGCACAAUCAACGGCCAAGCCCCCUCCCUCUGGGCCUCCUCCUCCCCGGACCCUUCCAAACGCGACCCCGCCUCCUUCGGCGACGUCUCCACCACCCCCCACAAACUCGAAUGGGACAUGGUCCCCGAACUCGCGACCGCGGUCCGCUUCGCCGAAACCCGCCUCGCCGACCUGAUCCAACAAAACGAAUUCCGCACCCUCGAAUUCGAACAUUACGGCAAAAACUUCAUCACCUCGAUGGGUUUCUCCCCCGACGCAUUCGUCCAAAUGGCAUUCCAAGCCGCUUACUACGGCAUGUACGGCCGCAUCGAAUCCGUCUACGAACCCGCCAUGACCAAAACCUUCUUCCACGGCCGGACCGAAGCCAUUCGUCCGGUAACCCAAGAGUCCGUCGACUUCAUGCGCACUUUCUGGGCGGAAAACCCACCCGCCAAAAAAAUCGACGCCCUCAAAAAAGCCUGCGAGAAACACUCCGCUUUGACAAAAGAGUGCGCCAAAGCCCAAGGCCACGACCGCCACCUGUACGCCUUGAUGUCCCUCUGGCAACGCCAAAUCGACGGCGACCCGGAAGUCAGUUCCUCCACCCUCCCCAGCGGCACCGCGUCCCCCACCUCGGACGAAGAACACUCCGUCAACCCCUCCAACCGCUCCUCCUCCCCCGCCUCCCCUCACCGCACUGCGCACCCGACCCUGCCCCCCAUCUUCGCCGACCCGGGCUGGGACAAAAUCAACAACACCAUCCUCUCGACGUCCAACUGCGGCAAUCCUUCCCUCCGACACUUCGGUUUCGGUCCCACUUCCGGGGAAGGGUUCGGGAUUGGGUAUAUUAUCAAAGACGGGAGUGUGAGUAUCUGUGCGAGUAGUAAACAUCGCCAGACGAAGAGGUAUAUCGAUGCGUUGGAGAGUUACUUUUUGGAGGUGAGGAAGUUGUUGAAGAUGACAGCGAGGAAGGGGACGUUUGGGCAGGAGAAGGGUGCUAGUCGGGCGAGGGAGGUGGAGGAACAGAGGCCGAAGGCGAAUCGGGUUAAGAGUAGGGGACGGGUGGAAGAUGAAGCGGCGGGUAAUGGAUUCUUCGACGCAGGCAUGCUCGCCAAAGCGCUCAAGUCCAAAGACGAAGAUAACGAGCAGAGGCCCAGUGAGAGGGUUGCGCAGAGGAGGGAGGUGGGGAAGAGGUUGAGGUUGAUGGAGUAUUGA
This is a messenger RNA of Zymoseptoria tritici IPO323, 2582 nucleotides long. RefSeq lists its product as uncharacterized. Gene Ontology annotation, molecular function: carnitine O-acetyltransferase activity. The record is from RefSeq and is a predicted model, not a curated record. Gene Ontology annotation, cellular component: mitochondrion. Gene Ontology annotation, biological process: carnitine metabolic process. The transcript is spliced from 5 exons. Bases 255 to 2582 code for a protein of 775 amino acids. Lineage: Eukaryota; Fungi; Ascomycota; Dothideomycetes; Mycosphaerellales; Mycosphaerellaceae.